Molecule: messenger RNA, 1018 nt
Organism: Notolabrus celidotus (New Zealand spotty)
Lineage: Eukaryota; Metazoa; Chordata; Actinopteri; Labriformes; Labridae
Gene: sdhaf1
Product: succinate dehydrogenase complex assembly factor 1
Exons: 2
Coding region: 536-784 (82 amino acids)
Biological process (GO): mitochondrial respiratory chain complex II assembly
Cellular component (GO): mitochondrion
Source: RefSeq, a predicted model, not a curated record
AAGUGUGUGUUUUGUAGUCCGUUGUUUGUACCCGGUGUUGUAACAUGAAGUAAGGUCAGACAGACAGAGGCUGUUUAAAGGAGCUAACACCGCUUUAAGGAUGAAGAAAGCAUGUAACGCAGUUUUAAAUUACUCUUUAAUCCCUGAGUUAUGAUUGGCUGACAGAAACAAACGGCGGGAAGAGUUUGAAUCAGAAACAGGUCCUCCGUCCAUCCACAACAACUCAGUGCUUGAAAACCAGGAAAUCGGAGCUCCUCCUGCACACCCUGCGUUGGACAGGCAUGAGUCGUUUUGCCUGAAAGUGAGAUCAGACAAACCCAGAGAGGAACAGCGGUCUGUGAGCUGACCCUGUUUUGCCAAAACCUUAUAUUUACAGAGGGAUGUUCAAGCUUUCCCUGUUUGACUUACUAAAAUCAGACUCCUACCACAGCAGCAUCUAGUGGACACUAGAGGAACUGCAGCUGAAGAUACUCUCCUUCCGACCUGGCGUUUGUUGUGUCUGUUUAAGAAGAGUCAGUGAGGCAGAGUUUGUGCGAUGGUUCGGCACAGUAAGCUGCAGAUCCAGAUCCUGUCUCUGUAUCGUCAGUUCCUGCGGGCGGGUCAGGACAAACCGGGCUUCAUCCCUCGAAUCCGAGACGAGUUCAGACAGAACGCUCAGAUCAAGAAGACGGACGUGAUGCACAUCGAGUACCUGUUCCGACGAGCACAGAGGCAGCUGGACCAGCUGAAGGACGUCAACACCAAACAGCUCGGGUCCUUCUCCAAACCUGAAGAGAAGAGCUGACCUCUGACCUCUAUGACAUCAUGGGACCCUGAACUACUCCGACAUAUACCUCACAAAGACUCGGUCACUGGUGCUGAGAUGCUGCGCUCAUGUUUAGUGGGGACGGCAGUACUCAGUGUGGAAGGAGCUGAUGUGAUCAUAAAGUAACAUGUUAAAUCAGCUGAAGUACAGCAAAGUGAAAAUGUUCAUUGUGACUGUUUAGACUUUCAAAAUAAAUUAACUUCAAUAAACUCA